Molecule: messenger RNA, 1314 nt
Organism: Meleagris gallopavo (turkey)
Lineage: Eukaryota; Metazoa; Chordata; Aves; Galliformes; Phasianidae
Source: RefSeq, a predicted model, not a curated record
UUUCAUGACUGUUCUCUUGUUUUCAACAGACGUGAAAUGAUGAAGUCAAGAAGUUUUCCGUUGUCUCUCGUUUUGCUUGGGGCUUUCCUGUCGUUCACAAGGGGAUGGAUGGACUUGGAUGGGAGCAGACGGCCGCACUCAGACCUGGGGAGGCUGCACCAAGAGAUAUCCGGAAGGUUUGAAGUCACAAGAAGAAAAGUUCUUUAUGGUCAGGAUGGCCUCCAUGCAUCAUGUGAGAAGAAGUACUGCGGCCGAGGGAGUAGGUGUGUGGUGAACAGGGACACCAACCAGCCUGAGUGCAGGUGUAUAGAAGACUGCAAGUCCAGCUACAUGCCAAUAUGUGGAUCUGAUGGCAAAUUUUAUGAAAAUCACUGUCAGUUACAUCGAGCCUCCUGUCUUCAGAGGAAGAAAAUCUACAUUAUCCACAGCAAGGACUGUUUCUUCAAAGGUAGGACAUCAUUAAAAAUGAAUACUUCUGUAUAACUUCCAUCACUCAUCCUACUGUAAUCCUGGUAAAUGACUGAGUAAUGUGCUUUAUUUCUGAGAGAUGAAUUUAUAAAGGAUGAUUUAUUCUGGGUCUCUGUAGAACAGAAUGCAAUGUUUUAUGCAGUUAUCUAAGCCCCUGCGUGUUGUCACCCAAAAUGUAAUCAAACUGUGAUCGAAUAAAUAAUUAACAUUGGUGCAUGCUUUGAGUGCACUGCAGUUAUACUGUAUUCAGUACUGACAGCUUCCAGUGUAAUAACCUUUUACAAGCUGAUUUGUUGGCUAAGGCUUGGACAAGGACUAAGACGUUAUGAAAAAUGUGUACAGUAUUAACAAAAAUCCGUUGCACAAGUGAGGGGAAAAAAAAUAAUUGUCUCCUAAUACUGAAUGUAGAAGCUGAAUCUGUACCAGCUGAGCAGUAUCGUUCACUGCCUGCUCUCCAAGCCCUGGCAGUGAGGGUCUGACAGAUUUGGUAGUGUGGUUGUGCUGGGACAUUUAGGGAUCUGUCAUCUUCAUGGGGUCGAUGUUUCCCCAAAAGCACCUCAGUGAUAAUUAGACUUUAGCCCAUGUAGGCAAGUGACACAGGCAAAGGAGAAAAGUUGUUGAAAUGAAGUUAGAGAAGCAGGAAACAUACCAUCAGAACCAAAGAAGAAUGACAGGCAAAUAGAUGAUGAAGUGUUGAAGAUGUUCUCCUGCAGAAAAGAAGUGGCAGAUCGGUUGGUUGUAAGAAUGUCUGUGCCCAGAAGUGAAACACUUCAAAUGGCUUUCUGAGGCUGGGUAUUUGGGCUCUGAAGCAAGGCUUACAUGCAGCUGUUCAAAAAUGUUUGCUAU